AUGAAAUGUCACUUUUUUAAAAUUCAGAUGAAACAGGUGGAGGAGUACAUGUCCUACAGAAAGUUGCCGAGGGAACUUCGCAAUAAAAUAGUGGACUACUACGAGCACCGGUACAAUGGAAAAUUUUUCAAUGAAGUGGAAAUCCUUCAGGAAGUUUCUGAGUGCCUCCGAGAUCAAAUUAUCAACUACAAUUGUCGUUCCUUAGUAGCCGCGGUGCCUUUCUUCAAAGACGAAGACGAAAACUUUGUUGUGGAUGUGCUUAACAGGCUGAAAUUUGAAGUCUUUCGACCCGACGAUGUGAUUAUUAAACAUGGUACUUUUGGUACAAAAAUGUACUUCAUCCGCGAGGGAACCGUCGAUAUCGUACUGCCUGAUGGCAGUGUGGUCAACACUCUCACUGAUGGAGCCUACUUCGGAGGUCAGGUUGAUUACUACUUCCGAAAUUAA
This is a messenger RNA of Hydatigera taeniaeformis, 447 nucleotides long. NCBI's taxonomy places the organism in Eukaryota, Metazoa, Platyhelminthes, Cestoda, Cyclophyllidea, Taeniidae. The record is from the annotation of a GenBank genome assembly.